AUGAGUGGUUUGAAUGAUUUGAACGAUCGUACUGAGUAUUCGAUUGUUCAUGAUCUGAUACGACGGUCGAACGAUGUUGUGUACGAUCGAUCUCUGUUCGAUUCAUUGAAGCAGAAAAUUUAUUUGUACCAAAAUCAUCGUCAACUGGAAACCGCUUUCUCGAUUCCACCAAACGGUUGGCAAUUGGAAUUUCCGACGAUUCCGAAAACAGAAACAGAAUUUGAUAAUCAACGCGAUAUGUGGAACGAAGCCGGUAUCGGACCACAGGUCAGUGCGGUUGUUUGUAAUGAAGAGCAACGAGGCUUGCUUGCUAUUCUCAUUGAAAUCGUUCAUAAGCCUCGUCAAAACAGAAAUACUUAA
Molecule: messenger RNA, 360 nt
Organism: Anisakis simplex (herring worm)
Lineage: Eukaryota; Metazoa; Nematoda; Chromadorea; Rhabditida; Anisakidae
Source: the annotation of a GenBank genome assembly